Molecule: messenger RNA, 546 nt
Organism: Sphenostylis stenocarpa
Lineage: Eukaryota; Viridiplantae; Streptophyta; Magnoliopsida; Fabales; Fabaceae
Source: the annotation of a GenBank genome assembly
AUGUCCAUGAUGACAACCUUGAAACUAAAUCUGGGUCAGCACAUGAUUGUGUCGCCUCUCAUCACUCGCACGGUCGCAUUCACACCAUCUUCCAUUGCCGCAACUCUGACUCACCAGCAAGCUGCUUCUUCUUCUUCACUAUUUCUAUGUAAUAUUAGUACUCCUUUGCCCACACGGGUCAGGUCCCAUUCUUACCCACUCCCUGAAUCUAAUGACCAAGUUGAAGACCUUAGAGUCCCUGACCACUGGUUAGACCCAACCAUUUCCUUGCAGGAAUCAGAAUGGCUUAGGGUUACAUUACAUAAAUGGUUGGACGAUGAGUACUGUCCAGAAGAAACCAAUGUGGAAAUAAGCAGAGUUGCUGCCAACUCUUACUAUAAUUCUUUGCUACAGAAGCAGACAGACCUGGGUGAGAUUCUGUUGAAGAUGGCCCGUGAACUGGAGUCUAUUAACUACAAAGAGAGUUUCCAUGGGGCAUUCUCAUCAGCAAAUGCUGCUGUUGACCUUAUUGCUCAACGGAUAGAACAGUUCAGUCAAUCAAUUUGA